UGCCCGAGGCCGCGGCUCCGCGGGCAGUGCCCCGACACCGUGGAGCGGGGCGGGCCUGCGGGCCAGAAGCCGGCCCGCGUAGCUCCAGCGCACGUGACCUGCCACCCACUCCUGCCGUCUCCUGCCCGCGCCAUGGCCCAGCCCGUGCCCCGGCUCUCUGUGCCCGCCGCGCUGGCCCUGGGCUCAGCCGCGCUGGGCGCUGCCUUCGCCACUGGCCUCUUCCUGGGGAGACGGUGGCCCCCAUGGCGAUUCCGGCGAGAGCAGCGCCUGCUGCCCCCCGAGGACAGCCCCCUGUGGCAGUAUCUGCUGAGCCGCUCCAUGCGGGAGCACCCGGCGCUGCGGAGCCUACGGCUGCUGACCCUGGAGCAGCCGCAGGGCGAGUCCAUGAUGACCUGUGAGCAGGCCCAGCUUCUGGCCAACCUGGCGCGGCUCGUCAAGGCCAAGAAGGCGCUAGACCUGGGCACCUUCACGGGCUACUCCGCCCUGGCGUUGGCCCUCGCGCUGCACCCAGACGGGCGCGUGGUGACCUGCGAGGUGGAUGCGAGGCUCCCGGAGCUGGGGCGGCCCCUGUGGAGGCAGGCCGAGGUGGAGCACAAGAUCGACCUUCGGCUGAAACCUGCCCUGGAGACCCUGGAUGAGCUCCUGGCGGCCGGCGAGGCCGGCACCUUCGACGUGGCCGUGGUGGACGCGGACAAGGAGAACUGCACCGCCUAUUAUGAGCGGUGCCUGCAGCUGCUGCGAUCGGGAGGUGUCCUCGCCGUUGUCAGCGUUCUGUGGCACGGAGAGGUGCUGCAGCCUCCGAAGGGGGACGCGGUGGCCGAGUGCGUGCGAAACCUAAACGAACGCAUCCGGCGGGACGUCAGGGUCCACAUCAGCCUCCUGCCCCUGGGUGAUGGUCUCACCUUGGCCUUCAAAAUCUAGGGCUGGCCCCUAGGGAGUGGGCUUGAGGGAGGGAACCUGGGAACCCCAGGCGUAGAUCCUGCGUUUGAAAUCCGACAAUAAAGUGAGGCUGGGACACUCGAA
Molecule: messenger RNA, 1023 nt
Organism: Lemur catta (Ring-tailed lemur)
Lineage: Eukaryota; Metazoa; Chordata; Mammalia; Primates; Lemuridae
Gene: COMTD1
Product: catechol-O-methyltransferase domain containing 1
Exons: 7
Coding region: 133-921 (262 amino acids)
Molecular function (GO): O-methyltransferase activity; S-adenosylmethionine-dependent methyltransferase activity
Source: RefSeq, a predicted model, not a curated record